AAUGUUUAGGCAUAUGAACAGUGAUGAUGAUCUCUUCAAUUUGGAUCCAAAAUCUCCCUUCAACCCAAAACCUUCCGGAAUCAGAGCGAGAAAAUGGUGAUGGAUGCGACCAACCACGACGCCGUUAUCAAUUACACUACAAACUGGACUCUCGCGGGCGGUUCCCUCACAGACUCCGUCUCCUUCGAGUCAUCCUUCUCGACUACCACCGCAAACCACGAAUCCGACGACGGAAACGGAAUCAUCCCCGUGGCCAAGUCACCGCUGCUUCUGCUCCCUCCGGUUCCUAACGGAGAUCCUUGUGAAAUCACCAUUACGUUUGCACAAGAAUAUGAAGUAAGGCAAGUCUAUAUCCGAAGUAGUGCACGUGUAUACGAAGUUUAUUACAACAAAAAGAAGCGAGAUGAUAGAGAAUACCUCUGUACAGUUCGAUGUGGCGUUGCAGUGAGAGAAGAAGAAGAAGAAGAUGAAGAAGCUUCUAAGAAUGGAGUGGAACCGGGUGAGGAUGAUGAUCCGAUGGCGAAGAAGGUCAAAGCUAAUGGGAAAGGACAGACCAAGGAAGAUGACUGGGUUGAAGUGAAAUCAUAUCUCUCUAUACUACUUUUUAUGUAAAUAAUUGGUGUUAAUGGGGGAAAUGAUUUUCAGGAUCUUUAUGAAGCAACUGCAGAGAUCGAUGAUGCAGAGCCUUGUGUUUCCAUUACACUCCGUCUUCUCUCGCUUCAGGAUAAAAGAUGUGCGCUUGUUGAUGAAGUUUAUGUUUUUGCUGAUCCUGUUGAUCCGAGUGAGUCAGAGAAGGAAGAAACAGGUGAAACAGGAAACUCAUCCAGUAGUGCGUUUAUGGCUAUGUUUAUGCCCGCUCUCUUACAGAUGUCCCGAGGAAAAGAUGUCAGAAAAGAGCAUGACAGACAAGUUUUCGGACAGUCCAACAGCAGGAAUCCAGCUAGUUUAGGAGAUUCGAGUGGAUCAGAUAAGACUGUGAAUGAGAUUCAGCAGGAGCCAGAUUUCGCUAGCGCUGAUCAGAAAGGAGUGGACUUACCAGUUUUAGCCAAUACGCUUGCAAAGCAUGCUGAUGCAACACGAGUACCUGAAGCAGAAAUCAAACGUGAUGUAUCUUGCAGUAAUGUGGAAACUAUACUCCAUCAGCUUGUGAACAAGGUAAGCAGGUUAGAAACUAUCUUGACAAGUUUUGAAGAUCGGAUGUUGAAACCUAUCUGUAGUAUUGACGCAAGGCUCCAGCUAGUAGAGGAGAAACUUGAAGAGCUAGGCAAGAAGUCAUUUGAAUCUGAAUUGCUUGAUCAAACAAAAGUACCCAAUCUGGGCUCUCAGGGCAGUGAUACAGAUAAAACUUCUGAAACCGAUCAGUUGGAUGGAUUGAACAAAAACACAGAUAAUCCACAAUUGGCUUCUUGUGCUACAACAGUUGUUCCUGACUCCGCUAGUAUAGACAAGGGUGAAGAUUAUGCUGUUGUACAGCCGAAGAACAAACCGGAUGAUAUUCUUACAAAGUUCGUAGAACCGAGGAAUGAAAAUAACUCAAUCUCAGGAGAGGUGAUUUCUGCUGAAUCUGAGAUCAGUAAAGAGGAGGUUAGUCAUUCUCUUGGGGAAGGAUCUUUGGAAGAGAAUCCAAAACGUUCAGUGUCUAUAAAUGAUGCUUUGGCAUCUGCACUUACUGGAUUGUUGUCUUCAACUUCAAUCACGGACGGAAAAUUCAGCCAAGCCCUCGUAGUAAGAGCCCCUGAUUUUUCAGAUGAAGAUGACAUGGAGACGGAAGAGGAACCUCAGACUGAUUCCCAUCCAGACAAAAGCCAAGUUGCAGCAGAGGAGUUGGGAAACACAUCCUCUGCCUCGGAGAGCCCAACUUCUCCACGGAAAGAGCCUGGGAUUACUCUUUGUAAUGAAGAAGGUUCUCAGGAAAUGAUUAAUGAUGUUCCUGAAACACUGGGUGAUACUGUGGGAGGUUAUGCAGAUGGUGAGACUGUGGUUGGCGUCAGUGACUAUGGGUUAGAUGGAGAUGCAGUGACAUCAAGCGCAAAAGCUGAUCAUUAUUCAGAGAGCGAGAAAUAUAGUUAUGAGCGCAGGAAUCCCGAUUCCUUGGAUCACGAGCUCGCGAGUUCAAAUGUAACUACUAAAGAAUCUGAAGAAGAACCUGAAACGGGUGAUGUUUUGAAGAGUGUUCUCGGUUUUCAACCUAAUACCUCUUCGGUCGACUUCCUAGCUCCUGUUCUGGAUGUGAAGUUUAAUUCAGAGAGAAAAGUCUCAGACAGCAUGUGUCUCUUUGAGUCACUCUUCACGGAAGGAUCUAAGACUGUUGUAGUAGACUGCGACAACGGAGGUUUUGGUGAUGAUAACUUGGUUUCAGUGGAAGAUGGAGAAGAACUAAAAGGCCCACCAACAGAUACCCUUUCGUCUCUGGAGAUGGAUUACUAUGAGACGAACGAGAUGUAUCUACAGUUGAAUGCUGAGAUAUCAACAGCAAGUCUGAUAUGAAAGGAACAUUUGAAUUCGGCAUCCAAGUUUUUAUAAGUUUGCAUCUAUCACUCCGCAGAAUCUACAAGUGUAGGUUGUGAAUGUUGGAAAGAAACAGUCUUACUUUGGGAUUUUGGAACUGGAAAGUAGAGAAACUUUUUUUUGUUUUGCAAUCUUUGUAAAGAUCUUAAUGAAGC
This is a messenger RNA of Raphanus sativus (radish), 2663 nucleotides long. RefSeq lists its product as uncharacterized. The record is from RefSeq and is a predicted model, not a curated record. The transcript has 3 exons. Lineage: Eukaryota; Viridiplantae; Streptophyta; Magnoliopsida; Brassicales; Brassicaceae.